AUGAAGCCGCUGGUCUUUUUUGGAAUUAUUUUUGGGUGCAUUCUUCUCAGUCACUUCAGCAUCUUCUUCUGUCUCUACUCAUUUCCAGAUGCCAGAGUUAUUCCAGAAGGAGUUCCAUACGAUGAGCCACCACCUGUGCCCUACUGGCCCUACUCCACCACUGACUUCUGGAGAUACGUGGAGUACUUCCGCAGCAUCGGGGCCUACCACCACAUCAACGAGAUGGCCAGGGCCUUCUUCGCUCACCAGCACCUCGGAGACACUUUAGGCUACGAGGUUUCCCAGGGCCACGAGCAUUAA
This is a messenger RNA of Megalops cyprinoides (Indo-Pacific tarpon), 300 nucleotides long. It is a transcript of the gene otos, whose product is annotated as otospiralin. Lineage: Eukaryota; Metazoa; Chordata; Actinopteri; Elopiformes; Megalopidae. The record is from RefSeq and is a predicted model, not a curated record. The transcript is spliced from 3 exons. The coding region runs from base 1 to 300 and encodes 99 amino acids. Gene Ontology annotation, biological process: sensory perception of sound.